AUGGACUCGGACUCGGCCGAGCUCAGCGAAGGCGAGCUGGUCUCGCCCGCAGGUCCUGAUUAUUUCAGCUCCAAGAAUCUUGCACUGCAAGCCCAGAAAAAGAUCCUGAGUAAAAUGGCAACCAAAACCAUGGCCAACAUGCUAAUCGAUGACACCAGCAGUGAAAUCUUCGAUGAGCUGUACAAAGUAACAAAGGAACACACCAGAAACAAAAAAGAAGCCCAUAAAAUCAUGAAAGACCUGAUCAAAGUGGCAAUAAAAAUCGGAAUCCUCUAUCGAAAUAAUCAGUUCAACCAGGAAGAGCUGGAGAUCGUAGACAAGUUCAGGAAGAAGCUGAACCAAACUGCCAUGACAAUAGUCAGCUUCUACGAGGUGGAAUACACUUUUGACAGGAAUGUGCUUGCAGAACUGCUGAAUGAGUGCAAAGAGCUCGUGCAUGAACUCGUAGGGCGGCACCUGACAGCGCGGUCCCACGGGCGCAUCAACCACGUCUUCAACCACUUUGCAGAUGUGGAGUUUCUGUCUGCCCUGUACAGCCUGGACGGGGAUUGUCGGCCAUACCUCAAAAAGAUCUGCAAUGGCAUCAACAAACUACUUGAUGAGAAGGUUCUUUGA
Molecule: messenger RNA, 615 nt
Organism: Cinclus cinclus
Lineage: Eukaryota; Metazoa; Chordata; Aves; Passeriformes; Cinclidae
Gene: TNFAIP8L3
Product: TNF alpha induced protein 8 like 3
Exons: 2
Coding region: 1-615 (204 amino acids)
Biological process (GO): regulation of apoptotic process
Cellular component (GO): cytoplasm
Source: RefSeq, a predicted model, not a curated record